AUGCCAAAGGCCGCCUUCGUGUUUCCCGCCGCGAGCGGCCACACCAACCCGUCCCUCCCACUCGCCCGCGCGCUCGUCGAGCGCGGCUGGGACGUAGACUACUUGCAUUCGCCGCAGUUCCAGGAGGCGAUAGAGGACACGGGAGCGACAUUUGUCGACCGCGACCUGGCCUUCAAGGAGAGUGCAGCACCCAGUGGUGGCUCAGAGCUCGGCAUCGACGACUACACCGCAAUGGUCAAGGCGACGCUCACCGAGUACGGCGCCUCGGCUCCCUGGGCGCUCAACUUUGGAAGCAUCGCCGCGCAGCGGCUCCUGCCGGCGUACGUCCGCUGGCUGCAAUCUCGCGGUCCAGACCUCGUCGUCUACUGCCCAGUCGCUCACUUUGCCAGCGUCAAGCUUGCCAUCCCCGACGUCUCUCUCCUGACGGCCGCCGGGCCGGGAUUCUUCGACGCCGCCAUUGCCUCGACGCCAGGAGCGCCAUCCUCGGAUGCGCUGAUCGCUGCUAUUAAGGGGAGUGAGCCCAACCUCAAGGCAGUGGAGGCGCUCAAGGCGGAGAUGGGGAUGCCAGAGCUCACGCUGAACACCGAGACUGGCCUGCCGCUCAUCUGCGACUACUAUGCGGCGACGAAUCUCGUCACGACAACGCCCGAGCUGGCCGACCCGGUGAGCAAACGCGACGAGGAGUACUACAGCAAGGUUGGAAAGAAGUUUGUGUACGUGGGCCCCCUGCUGGACGUUGCCGGUGCAAAGCGGGCCGGCGGGAUGCUUCACGCAGGCGGCUCGGAGGCCGACUCCUCCCCACCCGACACGGAGGCUCUGAUGGCGCGCGCUACGACCGCCGCGCGCAUGAUCGUCUACGUGUCCCUGGGCACUGUCGUCACCUCGGACGAUGAGAGCCACGGAUGGACCGCAACGAGCGGCAGCGCCAUCACCGGACGGCAGCUCUGCCAGGCGAGCUGCAGCGCGGCAAGAGAGGCGCCGUUUCGCCCACAGCCGGCUGCCUUUGAGGGCAUCGACGUACCCAGCAACUCGCUCAGCGCCAGCUCGUGGCCGCAGGUUGACUUGCUGCGCAAGGCUCGCCCGGUGCUCUUUGUCACGAACGGCGGGCAAAACUCGCUCAUGGAGAGCGCGGCUGUCGGCACGCCAGUGGUGGUCUGCCCUGGCUUUGGCGAUCAGGUGACCAACGCGGCCAAGGUGGUGGCGCAAGGAUGGGGCGUCGCUGUGGACCGGCCGGCGGCACUGGCGGACGGCGCAGAGGCCGAAGAGGAGGCUGCGGUCGUGUCGAGCUACCAAGCCGCCGUCAGGCGGGCGGUGGAGGAGGUGCUGGGUGGCGACGAGUACGCCUCAAAGGCCAAGGCCGUUGCGGCUGGGCUGGAGCGGGCGGGGGGAGUGGAGGCGGCCGUGCGCGUCUUGCUAGAGGUUGCAAACGUGUAG
Emiliania huxleyi CCMP1516 is the source of this 1434-nucleotide messenger RNA. RefSeq lists its product as hypothetical. The record is from RefSeq and is a predicted model, not a curated record. The coding region runs from base 1 to 1434 and encodes 477 amino acids. Gene Ontology annotation, molecular function: UDP-glycosyltransferase activity. Lineage: Eukaryota; Haptophyta; Isochrysidales; Noelaerhabdaceae. The transcript is spliced from 6 exons.